This is a messenger RNA of Microcebus murinus (gray mouse lemur), 11312 nucleotides long. It is a transcript of the gene CNTNAP5, whose product is annotated as contactin associated protein family member 5. NCBI's taxonomy places the organism in Eukaryota, Metazoa, Chordata, Mammalia, Primates, Cheirogaleidae. The record is from RefSeq and is a predicted model, not a curated record.
UCCGCCACCCGGGUGCUGAUUCCAGCUCUCGCGCCUGGCGAGCUGGAUUCGGCUGUCCACCGAGCUCGGCGCCGUCCUUGUAAUCGGGUUUGGAUUUGCACCUCCAAGGAGGGAGGAAGAGGAAGAAGAGGCGGGCGAGGAAGGCGCGUACAGCGAGCGGCUGGUGCGGGGACGGUAGCCUGAGCCGCAGCUCCCGAGAAGCCCCCGCCACGGUUUCUGUGGAGUGCCUGGGCGCGGGAUGGAGUGAAAGAGCGAGUGCCUCUCCGAAGGGGGGUGGGAGGGGGUCAGGCGGCGCAGAGGAGAGAAAGAGAGAGAAGAAGCCGCGGCCGGCGCCUGCGAAUUUCGGAUUCGAUUGGGAGGGACCGCUCACUCUGGGGAAAUGGAUUCUGUACCACGGCUGACCAGCGUUUUGACUUUGCUGUUCUCUGGCUUGUGGCAUUUGGGAUUAACAGCGACAAAUUACAACUGUGAUGAUCCGCUAGCAUCCCUGCUCUCUCCAAUGGCUUUUUCCAGUUCCUCAGACCUCACUGGUACUCCCAGUCCAGCUCAACUCAACCUGAGAGUUGGAACUGGCGGUUGGUCUCCAGCAGACUCCAAUGCUCAGCAGUGGCUCCAGAUGGACCUGGGAAACAGAGUGGAGAUUACAGCAGUGGCCACGCAGGGAAGAUACGGAAGCUCUGACUGGGUGACAAGUUAUAGCCUGAUGUUCAGUGACACAGGACGCAACUGGAAACAGUACAAGCAGGAAGACAGCAUCUGGACCUUUGCAGGAAACACGAAUGCCGACAGCGUGGUGCACCACAAGCUGCUGCACUCCGUGAGAGCCCGGUUUGUUCGCUUCGUGCCCCUGGCGUGGAAUCCAAGUGGAAAGAUUGGCAUGAGGGUCGAGGUCUACGGCUGUUCCUACAAAUCUGACGUCGCUGACUUUGACGGCCGAAGCUCCCUCCUGUACAGGUUCAAUCAGAAGCUGAUGAGCACUCUCAAAGAUGUGAUCUCCCUGAAGUUCAAGAGCAUGCAAGGGGACGGCGUCCUGUUCCAUGGAGAAGGUCAACGUGGAGACCACAUAACCCUGGAGCUCCAGAAGGGGAGGCUCGCCCUGUACCUCAACUUGGAUGACAGCAAGGCUCGGCUGGGCAGUGGCCCGCCCUCGGCCACCUUGGGCAGCCUCCUGGACGAUCAGCACUGGCAUUCGGUCCUCAUGGAGCGGGUCGGCAAGCAGGUGAACUUCACUGUGGACAAGCACACGCAGCACUUCCGGACCACGGGCGAGGCGGAUGCCUUGGACAUCGACUAUGAGCUCAGUUUUGGAGGAAUUCCAGUACCAGGCAAACCUGGAACCUUUUUAAAGAAAAACUUCCAUGGAUGUAUUGAAAACCUUUACUACAAUGGAGUAAAUAUAAUUGACCUGGCUAAGAGACGAAAGCAUCAGAUCUAUACUGUGGGCAAUGUCACUUUUUCCUGCUCCGAACCGCAAAUUGUGCCCAUCACAUUUGUCAACUCCGGCGGCAGUUAUUUGUUGCUGCCUGGCACCCCCCAAAUUGAUGGGCUCUCAGUGAGUUUCCAGUUUCGAACAUGGAACAAGGAUGGUCUGCUUCUGUCCACAGAGCUGUCUGAGGGCUCGGGGACCCUGCUGCUGAGCCUGGAGGGCGGAAUCCUGAGGCUGGUGAUUGGGAAAAUGACAGAACGCCUGGCGGAAAUCCUCACAGGCAGCAACUUGAAUGACGGCUUGUGGCAUUCGGUUAGCAUCAAUGCCAGGAGGAACCGCAUCACUCUCACUCUGGAUAACGAUGCAACAUCCCCAGCUCAGGACACCACCUGGGUGCAGAUUUAUUCUGGAAAGAGCUACUACUUUGGAGGGUGCCCCGACAAUCUCACCGAUUCCCAAUGUUUAAAUCCCAUUAAGGCUUUCCAAGGCUGCAUGAGGCUCAUCUUUAUUGAUAACCAGCCCAAGGACCUCAUUUCAGUUCAGCAAGGUUCCCUGGGGAAUUUUAGUGAUUUACACAUUGAUCUGUGUAGCAUCAAAGACAGGUGUUUGCCAAACUUCUGUGAACACGGAGGAAGCUGUUCCCAGUCCUGGACUGCUUUCUAUUGUAACUGCAGUGACACAAGUUACACUGGUGCCACCUGCCAUAACCCCAUCUACGAGCAGUCCUGCGAGGUGUACAGGCACCAGGGCAACACGGCCGGCUUCUUCCGCAUCGACUCGGAUGGCAGUGGGCCGCUGGGACCUCUCCAGGUGUUCUGCAACAUCACCGAGGACAAGAUCUGGACGUCAGUGCAGCACAACAAUACGGAGCUGACCCGUGUGCGAGGCGCCAACCCCGAGAAACCCUACGCCAUGGCCUUGGACUACGGUGGCAGCAUGGAGCAGCUGGAGGCCAUGAUUGACCGCUCGGAGCACUGUGAGCAGGAGGUGGCCUACCACUGCAGGAGGUCCCGCCUGCUCAACACGCCAGAUGGAGCACCGUUUACCUGGUGGCUCGGCCGGUCCCGUGAAAGGCACCCGUACUGGGGCGGGGCCCCUCCUGGGGUCCAGCAGUGCGAAUGCGGCCUGGACGAGAGCUGCCUGGACGUUCGCCGCUUUUGCAACUGCGACGCUGACAAGGAUGAGUGGGCAAAUGAUACUGGCUUGCUUUCCUUCAAAGACCACUUGCCUGUCACUCAGAUAGUCAUCACUGAUACCGGCAGAUCAAACUCAGAAGCUGCUUGGAGAAUUGGUCCCUUGCGUUGCUAUGGCGACCGACACUUCUGGAAUGCUGUCUCAUUUUAUACCGAAGCCUCUUACCUCCACUUCCCUCCCUUCCACGCGGAAUUCAGUGCCGAUAUCUCCUUCUUUUUUAAAACCACGGCUUUGUCUGGAGUGUUCCUAGAAAACCUUGGCAUUAAAGACUUCAUUCGACUCGAAAUAAGCUCUCCUUCAGAGAUCACUUUUGCCAUGGAUGUUGGGAAUGGCCCUGUAGAGCUUGUGGUCCAGUCUCCUUCUCCUCUGAAUGACAACCAAUGGCAUUAUGUCCGGGCCGAGAGGAACCUCAAGGAGACCUCCCUCCAGGUAGACAGCCUUCCGAGCAGCACCAGGGAGACCUCGGACGAGGGCCACUUCCGACUGCAGCUGACCAGCCAAUUGUUUGUAGGGGGAACAUCAUCAAGACAGAAAGGGUUCCUAGGAUGCAUCCGCUCCUUACACUUGAACGGGCAGAGACUGGACCUGGAGGAGAAGGCAAAGUUCACGUCUGGAGUCAGGCCGGGCUGCCCAGGUCACUGUAGUAGCUACGGCAGCAUCUGCCACAACGGGGGCAAGUGUGUGGAGAAGCCCAGUGGCUACUUUUGCGACUGCACCAAUUCUCCUUAUGAAGGGCCCUUUUGCAAAAAAGAGGUUUCUGCUGUUUUUGAGGCAGGCACGUCGGUUACUUACACGUUUCAAGACCCCUACCCUGUGACCAAGAAUAUAAGCCUCUCAUCCUCAGCUAUUUACACAGAUUCGGCUCCAUCCAAGGAGAACAUUGCAUUUAGCUUUGUGACGGCCCAGGCACCCAGUCUUUUGUUCUUUAUCAAUUCUUCUUCUCAGGACUUCCUGGCUGUUCUGCUCUGCAAGAAUGGAAGCUUACAGGUUCGCUAUCAGCUAAGCAAGGAAGAAACCCAUGUAUUCACCAUUGAUGUAGAGAACUUUGCCAACAGAAGGAUGCACCACGUGAAGAUUAACCGAGAAGGGAGAGAAUUUACCAUUCAGGUGGAUCGGCAACUGCGGCUCAGUUAUAACUUCUCCCCGGAAGUGGAGUUCAGAGUCAUAAGGUCACUCACCCUGGGCAAAGUCACAGAGAGUCACAGACUGGAUUCCGAGGUUGUGAAGGCAAACAGCCUGGGCUUUGUUGGAUGCAUGUCUUCGGUGCAAUACAACCACGCAGCGCCACUGAAGGCAGCCCUGCGCCACGCCACCGCCGCGCCUGUGACUGUCCAGGGGACCUUGACGGAGUCCAGCUGUGGCUCCAUGGUGGACUCAGAUGUGAAUGCAGUGACCACUGUGCAUUCUUCAUCAGAUCCCUUUGGGAAGUCGGACGAACGGGAACCACUCACCAAUGCGGUUCGAAGUGAUUCGGCGGUCAUUGGAGGGGUAAUAGCAGUGGUGAUUUUCAUCAUCUUCUGUGUCGUGGGCAUCAUGACCCGGCUCCUCUACCAGCACAAGCAGUCACAGCGCGCAAACCAGAUGAAGGAGAAGGAGUACCCAGAGAAUUUGGACAGUUCCUUCAGAAACGAUAUUGACUUGCAAAACACAGUGAGCGAGUGUAAACGGGAAUAUUUCAUCUGAAAACUGCAGGGUCCCUAACACUCUUUUUUUCUUGUUGUUAAUUUUUACUCCUUUUCUUCUCUCUUCUGUCUUUUAGUUUUGUUCAUUCUCUUCCUUUUAUGUGCUUGCCAUUUCUUUUCUGGAACACACCUGCAUCCACCACGGCAUCGAUGCCCUUGACCCAGCCCAGGAGACCGGGCAGCUGUGGCCACUGCCUUCUUCUCUGACAAACCUAUCGUGGUGUUUGUGACCACUCAAGAGACUGGCAUUACUGUUCGAGACAAGGAAGAGACACGUGUGCACUCCCGCAUGUUCAGUUCUGUAUUUCUAGUUUCUAAAAUGCACUGUUUGAUUUGGCAGCAUUCAGUGUUGCAGGCUUACUGUGAACCCGAGCUCUGUGACCUAGGCACAGGACAGUCAUCCUGACAUCCUCUCCUUCUCAAGUCCAUUCGUACCAGGGAGCCCAGGACAGAGGGAGAAGAACCUAGAAUCCUGGUUUGCCUCAGUGCUAUUUUAAGGGGAAAAAGACAGGUCUGUUUUUGUGUUGUUCCUUUAAUUUCCCUACCAUAGGCAGCCAUUGCUCAAGCUCACCGCCCUUUCUCACUACAACUCUUAUCCUCUGAGUAUUUUCAAGUACAGGAUGGCUGGUAGCACUGACAAAAUGACUCUGCUCCUCUCUUCCCACGCUCUCCUGGGGCCACCACUUUGAGACGCAGACAAUAUCAUAAACCUAGGGGAAGCAGGGAUACAGUAGCUUGAAACUAGGAAGUAAGAAGAAAGCUGCUAGGAAGUAGAUGUUCCAUAACUUCAAAAAUGCCUCCUCCAACUUUGUAAGAAAUGUUAGCUAGGUAUUCCUGGGGUUACAUUAAGGCAAAAAUAAAAAUAUAUACAUAUAUAUUAAUAUAUAAGUAGCUGCAGCAUAAAGAAAUUCAAAUAAAAGUCUAAAAUAGUACCUGGUUCAAUGAAAGAGCUUAAACCAUCUUAACUCAGCUUUAAAACAAAAAUGAAAAAAAUGAAAAAGGAAAAUAACUGCAUGAAAGAAGAGAAAUACCAAGCAGAUUUCUUCCCUUUCAUCCAUUCACUAAAGACGUGGUAAAGAAAGUGAAUUCAGGUAUGCCGGUUUCACAUUUUCAAGCAGACAUAAUGAAUCACUUUGUCCGGGGAGAUGCUUUCUAAGAGAUUAAGGUGCACUGCCCUGCAUGGCAUUAUGGUCAUAGCUGACCCACUGCUUGAUUUUAGAGUGGCCCUUAGGUUCUGUAGCGCAUCAUAUUUUCAAAUCUGCUACACACUGUGUAUAUAAAGACCCCCGUGCUCACACCUUUUCAUAGGCUCACACUCCCAAAGGAGGUGGUGUCAAAUUUGGGGGUCUUUGCCCUUCUGAUAAUUAAGCAGGAAAGAUACAUUCAUACAGGAAGGCGCCUUGAGCUCAACCACGAGGUGGUGGUAGGAAUCUCAGUGAUUUUGCUUUAGCACAUGCCUAACUCUUUGCCUCUGGGCCAUCUUGGAGAAAAAAAUAAGGGGAAAAUAAUAUACAUGCUCAGGGAUGCCAGAAAUGGCAAUAUAAAGAUCCACAGACGUGAAAACAUUUGCUGAUUCUCUUUCCAAGGCAGAUUCGAUUUGGAAAACAAUUACCAGACCUUUGUUCCCAGCCUUUCCAGUUAGCAGACGUUCCAUCUUGUUCCUCACGUGUCUCUGGCCUCUGAUUAAUUAACACUCCCAUGCACGAGGAGGCGCACGAGGAGGAACCUAUUUGCUUUGCUCCAUUUCAAGUCCCCGGCUUUUCUUUCAGUGUCAGAGCUUGUGGAAUAAAGAAUUAGUAUGCAAUCAUAUUUCCCAACUCUAAGAUGUUGUUCUAAAUAUACAGUCUCUCCUUAAAAUUUUCUGUGGAUUCUUACUUAAUCACUUUAUCAUUUCCAUUAUAUUCUUUUGCUAGUAAAUUUAUUUUAAAGUGAUUCUAAGAAGGGUACCUUUUUUCCCUUUUAGCUUUCAUAAGAUGAAUGAUCUUUUAAUAAGAUGAAAGAUCUUUAAAUACUGUUUCCCCCUGCCCUUUCCUCUCCUUUCUCCAGUUUUCACUUUUGAAUUUUCCAUAUCCAUAAAAAGGCUGUAUAAAUCAGCCUUUUGCUUGGCUACACAUUCCUGUGUCCCCUGAAAUAAAAGUCACCAUGAAGUGUAGUGGUUUAGCCUGAAGCAUCUCCAAUAAUGAAAUGGAACAGAAAAGGAAGGUGUGAGUAAUAAAGCCAGAACUCUUCAUUGCUCAAGUCUCUGGGAAGCAAGAACUGUAUUUUGCUGACGUAGUGCUGAUAGAAGAAAUGGAGGACCAGCAACAGCUAACUCAGAGUAUUUGAUUUUCUCAUGUACUUCCAUAUGCUUAGAGAUUGCUCUGUAGGAUGAAGAAUUUGUGAAGCACCAUCCUUACCAUAUCUGCACCACAAAACCCACUGGCGUCCUCCCCAUGCAUGUAGACUACGUGCACCGUGCACCGUGACACGUGUACUGUGUGCCAUAGACCCAAAUGUGGAUGCCAAGACAGUGCAAUCUACACAUCGCUCUUGUAAGUAAUGUCUCAGGGCUAAAUAAGAAUUAUUUUUACAGGGUUGGAUUAUUUCAUAACCCCAGAGAACACUCUAACUUUCUCUAGAUGUAUAUGAAAUGCAAGUGAGCUCCACUCUCCAAAGCGAAACACAAUUUGCAGCUAGGAAUAAGUGCUAAUUCUACCUGUCUUUCCUUAGUGGUACCAAGAUCCAUGUAGUUUUAUGCAACUGUUCAAUUGUGUGAGUGUUUCAAUCCUUGAACAAUUUUAAUCUCAACUCUUUUAAAGCAUUCUAAUCUCUCCUUAACCACAUUCAGAUUUCUCAAGUGAAUGCUUUGGCCAACUUGACCACCAGUAUCUCCUCCACUCUUACCCUCAGUCUUUAGUAACUGCUGUUUACAAAAAGAUUUUAUGGAAUAUGGUCACUUUACAGUAAAACCAAAAAUGCCUGUGCAAUUUCAUAUUCUAAGGGGGCUGUUUCUUUGAUAUUAUUUCCACAAAAAACUAUUUAUAUAAGUGACAAUAUAUUUGCCUACCCUAAAAUAUAAUGGGCACCCACUGCAUCUUGCAUUGUGUGCAUAGGCCAGAUUUCCAUGGUUUCUAUGAGAAUUUGUCUAGAGAAACAGACAUUUGUCAUUUCUCUAGAUAUAUUUUCAUGAAGAGAUUAGCCUCUUCUAUUCAUUCUCAACUGCACAUGGAACAUUAUUUUAAGGAUCCUAGGGCUGUUUUUCAUGACAAUUUUUGUUCUUUUUAGAAAUAACAGAUGUACUAACUGGACUUGCACCUUUUGUCAGACCCAUGCCCACCACAGAGUAGCAAGAGGAGGAUCAGAACAAAAUUAAGGGAUUGUUCUUUCAUUAUCUGUUCACGAGGUAUUUAGUGAAUGCCCAGUCCUCCAAUGUGCUGAGCACUGGAUGUACAAAUACAGAUUACACCUGAUUGUUGCCCUUGGACAGCUCACAGUCUAGCAGGAGAUGCUAGAUUUGUGUACUGUUGUAAUAAGCGUAUGCAUAAAGUGCUAUAGAAUGCACAGCAAAGGUCCUGAACAGUGUCUUUGUAAAGCAUUUACUGGAGACUGAAAGAAAGAGACAACAUUUCUGAGAAAUCCUUAUAAUUUUGUUUCUCAUUCAUUACUUCCACCUUCAAUAAGUUGCUUUGUUUCUCCUCCUUAAAGCAAAUAUCUAUCCAUACAUAUAGAUUUCCGUAGAAGGAGGUAGGUUGACUCUUUAAGGACAAGAAUAAAUGGUCCCUGUUUCUGCCAUACUUAUGGAUUGAAUUUUCUACAUUCUUGUUUCACUUCAGGCUGGGAGAUUCCAAAAGUCUUCCUCCCAUCAGUCAGACCUAAGUGAAGAGCUGGAAUCUUAUGUGGGAUAAGAAACAACAAUUUCCACUUCAGCUCCCUCUUUCCCUUUUCUCAUUUUUUUGCUGCCAUCUGUUUGUGACCUAGUGCAUGCCAUCAUUCUUCCAGAUGUUUCUGAAGGCAGCUUUGUUGUAGUACAGCUCUUCCUAAAACCCUCCUUUGUUCUGAUGAACUAUUUUAACUCUGCAUAGAAAAAUGUCUAAGAACUAGAUGAAAUCUAUCCUUGAGUCAACAACUGACUAAAAAGUGUUGUCCCUCCAGGUUUAGUAUCUCCUCUGUGCACUGGGUGAAUUUUUCCAAUCCUUAAUGUUUUUCCAAUCCUGAUUUUUCCAAUCUGCCCCCUCUCUGUUGUAAGUUAAUUCAGUAAGAGGAGCUACACCGGGUGGGUGCCACCAGAGGGUCUUUCCCAAGAUAAUCAGGGAGAUGGGACUCUGGCCUGUUGAGUUGCUUCUUAGGAAAAGCCUUGACAGUUGGCCCACCAACUACCCUGGCUUCCUUCAAAUUCCUCAUAGAUACAGUCGGUCAACACCAGCCCACCAAAGGACCUUCGAGACACCUAUAUCAUUCUGCCACUCAUUCUUCUUCCCCUAAUGACUUGGGCACACUUAGUCCUCCGUUGUCCUUAGGCCAUGCAUAGACUAAACGAAUAGAGUAGACUAAACGAGUAAGUAGGCUUUUUUGUUCCUGUAGAUGGCAAAGGUGGUUAAUGGAAGAAGGUGCAAGCAAACUCUAAACUUCAAGAAUACUUGGAGGAUAACUGAAUGCUAUUCCAUGUCUCUCAUGCAGUUUGAACAUGUUUUCUUUAAAAGAUACAUUGUGUAGUUGGAUUUCUUCCACACCCUGUUCCUGGGUCUGUCUUGGUUUCUCCUCCGAUACCCCUCCCCCAGCACUUUCACCUGUGGGGGCAUCUAGUUUGCAGAUUUGGGUUGUCCCUAGUUCUCAACUUUGUUCACAAUUCCAAAUAGUCGAACCACCUAAAGGGGAAAAAGUGUAACACAUACAUGCACACACACACACACACACACACACACACACACACACACCACUUUGUAAAAAUAGGGCUGUUAUUUAACUUUUCUGUAGAAAAUUCUACAUACAUAUCUCUUUGGUAAGGAAGGAAGAAUUCCCCUUUGGUGUUGAUAAUUAUUUGAAUCCUUUAUAUAAGGUUUUAAUAAUCACCUGUUUUGCUAUUUUUGAGUGAUAAGUUGUUUUCUUUUAUUUUGCACUAAGGUACUCUGAGGAAGAACAGAAAAGCACAUUUUCUAGUGAAAUAUUGUACUUUGUAAGCUAGUUGUCUGUCUUUUGUAAUGUUUAUAGUCUACAAAGUGGCUGAGCAGACUAACAAGGAUUAACUCAAAAAUUUGUUUUGGUGUUUUGUCUACACCUGCUGGGAAUGUGUCGAGGAGGAGGAGGAGGGCUGGGGCAGUCAUUGGUGGCCAUCCAAGGUGAGGAAGGUCACUGCUUCCACCAUGAUCAGUGUCAGGGCUCUUCCCACUUUCCUGGAUCCUGACUCAGGAGUCUCUUUAGUGCAUUUGGAUCAUUGUCUUACACAUUAGGGAAAGAGGCAAUAUCAUGGACUUUGCAUGCAUAAUUCUUUAUUCAUCUUUGCAUGACAUUUUUGACCCUUUCCAGUCCUACUCCAAUCACAUGUUUUUGUUUUAAUUUUUAAAUUUCAUCAGGAUUUUCCCUGGGUGCUUUAGUUAUCACUACAAUUACCUAACCUGUCCUUGUUAAGCACCCAGAUAGAGCUUUAAGGAAAAGAAGCUGUUAGAAACCACCCUAGGCCCACUAUCCUGAAUCGGAGCCCCUGCAGGUAAAAGUCCUGAGGUCCUGGAUCAGUCUGGUGGUCUUUCUUUCCCCUUCUUUGGUCCUGGCAUGCAUGGGCUACCUUAAUGAUAAGCAGGUGUGAUACUCUCGGGUCCUGACAGUGCGUAGUGCCGGGGGCCACCAUCUCACACUUCCUGGGAAUACUGCUUUCCUCAAUCUUCCCUUGUGACACAGGGAAACCCCUUUUAAAAUAGCAACGACAAAAUUAGGAAAAUAGUCUUAGGCCAGGACAAAAAGUGAAGCUACUUGUGUUAGUGAUUUAAGCCUGGUCUUAUUUACAAUAGUGUUAUAGCCUUACAUGCUUCAGAUGCCAGCAGUAGUCUCAGAACAUGGCAAAGGCACUGGGUCUGCAAUGGGAGCAUUGCAUUACCCUGGGGCUCUUUGAAAGGCUUCCCCUUUCAGUGUGACUCGAAGAGAAAAUAUUAAUGGGCAUCUGCCUAGUCAUACUUUCCCAUUAGAGGCAAUUUGUAUGUCAAAGACUUUACAUGAAAUAGUGACAUAGUCUUUUCCCUUUGAAUGGCAGUAUCAACAUGUGCAACCUUGUCCUGCCUUAAAUGCUCUUGCAAAAGAUAUCAAACCUGGUUAAAGCAACAUAGUUAUAUUGUGAAAGAGAUUUUGUAUUUUGUGAGGACCCAGACCAAGAAUUUUUUUCCUUCUGAAUCUUGCAGUUGACGAGCCUCCUGAUAUCCUGUGUUGUCUUGAGCGGGCUCUCCCCUUGGUCAACUAGUCUGUGACAGGAAGCCUCAGAGAACAUGAAAAUGAAUAGAUGUAAAUGCAUACACAUGGCCAUGUUCCAAGAGAACUUUAUUUACAAAAUCACAUUUGGUUCUUGGCUGUAGUUUGCCAGUCCCUAAGACAGAGCAUCCAAGUGCCCAUUUCAGGUGGGAAGUUAGUCUUCCUGUGGCAUGCUUGGGCCCUCUUUUUUGAGGAAUGCAAAUAAGAAAGAGCAGGGAGAUUACUUUGAAUAAGUAAAUAAUAAAACACAAAAUGACUCCCCCAAAUAUCCAUAUGUCAGACUCUUUAUUAUGGAAAAAGCACAAAAGAGGUCAUCUCCUUUGUGGACCUUCUGGAGUCUACUUUUUCCUUUUGAUCUUCUGGUUUUCCUUCCUAAAACAAAAUCCCAAGUGAUGUUGCCUCAUUCCAAGUCAGUUUUGUAGACCAUGUAACAUGUCUUAAUACACUGUAUGGGGAAAAAAUAAACGUUAGCCUUAGAUUUCUUUGUUUUCUAUGGUUAUUGUUGUACAGAAGAAAGACUUAAACUGUAAAUAAUGUAUAUUUAAUAAAGAGAAAAUUUUGUAUGAUUUUGUGUGGAA